Cebus imitator (Panamanian white-faced capuchin) is the source of this 2813-nucleotide messenger RNA. RefSeq names its product RAP2A, member of RAS oncogene family (gene RAP2A). The record is from RefSeq and is a predicted model, not a curated record. Gene Ontology annotation, cellular component: plasma membrane. Gene Ontology annotation, molecular function: GTP binding; GDP binding; GTPase activity. Bases 362 to 913 code for a protein of 183 amino acids. The transcript is spliced from 2 exons. NCBI's taxonomy places the organism in Eukaryota, Metazoa, Chordata, Mammalia, Primates, Cebidae. Gene Ontology annotation, biological process: Rap protein signal transduction; negative regulation of cell migration.
UAGCGGCGGCGGCGGCGGCGGGCGGGGAUCUGGGCGUGGAGGCACGAGGGGCGGGGCGGGCGGCACUGCGGGCCCGCGGCUCGGGCGGCUCCGGCGGCUCCCGCUCCCGCUCCCUGCUCGCCCUCAGUCCCAGCCGGCACCCACGGGGCCGCAUCGUAGCCCGGCUCGGCCCAUGCCCAGGGCCGCUGCUCCCUCAGCUGCCGCCGCCGCCGCCGGGGCCCGGGGGGCCGCCGCGGCCGUGAGGUGGGGGCGGCCGCGGGAGGCGGCGGGGCGGGCCGCCGGGGCCGGGGCUGGGGGCGCAGCGCGGCCGGCGUAGGUCUAUGUCGCGGGCGGUGGCGGCGGCGGCGGCCGCAGAGGGACGAUGCGCGAGUACAAAGUGGUGGUGCUGGGCUCGGGCGGGGUAGGCAAAUCCGCCCUGACCGUGCAGUUCGUGACCGGCACCUUCAUCGAGAAAUACGACCCCACCAUCGAGGACUUCUACCGCAAGGAGAUCGAGGUGGACUCGUCGCCGUCGGUGCUGGAGAUCCUGGACACGGCGGGCACCGAGCAGUUUGCGUCCAUGCGGGACCUGUACAUCAAGAACGGCCAGGGCUUCAUCCUCGUCUACAGCCUCGUCAACCAGCAGAGCUUCCAGGACAUCAAGCCCAUGCGGGACCAGAUCAUCCGCGUGAAGCGGUAUGAGAAAGUGCCAGUCAUCUUGGUUGGGAACAAAGUGGACCUGGAAAGUGAGAGAGAAGUAUCGUCCAAUGAAGGCAGAGCCCUUGCUGAAGAGUGGGGCUGCCCCUUUAUGGAGACUUCUGCUAAGAGUAAAACAAUGGUGGACGAACUCUUUGCAGAAAUUGUGAGGCAGAUGAACUAUGCUGCUCAGCCUGACAAAGAUGACCCAUGCUGUUCGGCAUGUAACAUACAAUAGCAUCCAAAUAUGGCUGUUCUGGAUGGGAUUUGCCCAGUGUUGUAGGUGAUAGAAAACUCACCUACUCCUCUGCAGAACUUGCAAGAUGCGUGGUGUUAAUCUACAGAGAACUGCAGCCCUUAUUCAGAAUUGAGCAGUGAUUGUCAGUUGAUAUCUCUGAGUAACAUUUGGGUUCAGUAACUACAGUUUUCACCAUUUGUCCUCAGUCUCCUUUCUGCAUCUGCAACUUUAAGGCAUAGUCCAUCGAUCUACAGGGUGAUCUCAUUUGAAAGCUAUGAUGGCAUUGUCACUGAGUUGACAGAAGCAACUAUUGUAUAAAUUAAAAAUAACCAUAAGGGAGAAACCAGAAGAUUCCUAUGACCACUUACAAUUAAAAUAUUUUGUCUUCUUUAAAAAAAUAAGUAAAGGAGAAAUAUUUUCCUACAAGAGUCCUGAAUUUCAGGAAUUGGGAUAGAGCUUCUAACCAAUGUAUUCCGUCAAGUAAGAUAAUAACAGCUGACCUGCCAGCAGCAUUACAGGGAGAGAUUCUUUGCUCAGCUAACACAUUUCUGUUUUUCAAAAUUGAUGCUUAAUUGUAGCUGUUAUUCUAAUUUGUGACAUGGAACUAACUCAUGCUUCAAUCCUUGAUAGAGCAAAAGUCAGAACAGGUUGUGUAAAAAUACAGUCUAGCUUUAGAAUUUGUUAAAUCACCUGCUUUGCCACAGAAAAUGGAGGCUUUCACAAGGGUUUGAUCAGAAUUAAACUCCAAACCCACCCUCUUUUAACUGAGCAGGGGUGGUCUUUAUAACUUUACUGAACAAGAGGGAAGCAACUGUGAUGGGAAGAGAUUGCCUAGCCUUAUUAACAAGAAGCAUUCUAAUAGAUACACUAGUACCAUCAUGUAAGGAAAAUGAAGCCAUGUUGCAUCCACAUGUUCCCGUUUGCAGAAACCUCAUAGGACAAUAUGAAUAUCUGGCAUUUUUAAGUUCAUUAAAGCAGCAAAUUCCUUCUCGCCUUUAAGGGCUAUGGUUGUAGUGUGACCUGUAGCUAACCUGCUUUCAAAAUCAAGUUUGCUGUAGCAGAGCUUUAUUGCAGGCAUUUUAAAAAUUGAAUAACUAUGUGAAAUAAUUUGGGCAUAAAAGUAGAACAUAAAUUAUAGAGUGGAAGGUAAGGGACAAAAGCCUUUUAUCUUUAAUUUUCCUGGAGAAUUAUAUAAAGGUUUUCUUAGAACAAUUUUGCCCUGAUUACUGAAGUAUCAAAUAAAGCUGGAGUGAAUAUUUUGUUUUGAAAAGGUGCUCAAGCUCUGACAUUUUUGGUUUUUAUAGCCGUGAAGUAUUUAUCAUUUGCAUGACUAAUGGCACAGGAAAAACCUAUUCAUAAGUUUUACAAUCAAGUAUAGAAAGGUCUUCAGCUAACUUCAGUUAUAAAUGCUGAAAAGAUUAUCUUGAGCUGCGCCUUGGGAGAAGAAUUUGGCCUUCGGAACUGCAAUAUCACUGAGCCUGCAAUCUGUAUACCACCCCACCUUUUGUUGGUUUCACAGUCUUGUGCAAGUAACCUCUGGUCUUACAUGUGUAACUGAGAGAAGAGUGCGUGUUUUUGUGUGCAUGUGUGUUUAUUGUUCCUAAGAAUUUGGCACAAGUCAGAGAUAAUUGCCUAUACUAAGAAUCUAUACUGCAGAAUAUAGUGUAUCAAAAGCGUUUUUUCUUUUAAAUAAUUAAAGUGUCUUUUAUACUUUUUGAAAUCAUUGGUAGCCCCCCCAAGUGUUUAAUAACUGGCAUUAAGCUUAAGGAUGAAGAAAAAAAGGUUGAUGGUAUUUUUCAUAAUGAGAAAGCUGAAGGCAUAUGUGAAUGAAAGCUGGCCAUAGUUGUCAAAAAUCUUUGAAUUUUGAAUGUUUACAUUCUUCAGUAUAAUUUUUUAUAAU